AUGCACCAGUGGACGAUUUCGCCCGUGCCGGAGUAUCUGUACUCCAACUCCGCCACAAAUCAUUCGAAUGAGAUCCAGCAGCGCACGGCAAACGACGUUCAGUCAUGGCGACCGCCCCAGACGGCGUCGAUGAGUUCGCUGCAGCGUCAGCCGUUGCAACAGGUGUUUCAGCAGCAGGCCCAACAGCAGCAACAACAGCAGCAAGAGCAGUCUUCACAUGCGAGUCUGUUCGCUAACCAUACCGCCUGGUACAGUCAGUCUCCUUAUGCUGCGCCUGCUCAGCAGCCGGACAUGACGCGCCGCGAUCAGCCGGCCGUCGACUACCGGUAUCAACAGCCGCAGCAAGCUGCCCAGCCACAUCCCCAACAGCCGGCCCAGCAGCAACAACAACAGCAACCAGCUCAGCAACAACAGCAGCAGGGUCAGCCGCAACAGCAGGCGCAUCCCCAGCACCAUGCUGUGCCGCAGGUCCAGCAGACUAUGGCUCGUGCCCAGCAGCAGCAAUCUGCUCCGACCCAGCAGCCGGCUCCGGCCCCGGCUCCCGCCACGACCGGCAGGCGGAAGCGCCCCGCUCCUGGCUCGCAUCCUCCGGCCCAUCCUGCGCAGCAUGCGCCGCAGCACCCACCGCCGCAUGCCCAGCAUCCGCAGGCCGCUCACGUAGCUCAGCAUGGUGCUCCGCAUCCCGGCCAGCACGUUGCUCAUCAUGCUCAGCAGCACCCGGGUCAGCACCCCGCUCAGCACAUGCAGGGCCCCGCGCCGGGUCAGCACCAACAACAGGCCCCACAGCAGCCUCAGCAGCCCGGUCAGCAGGCGCCGACCGUGUCUCCCCAGAUUGCUCAGUCGGGUGUUCCGCAGAAGGGGCAGCCCCAGGUGCAGCCGCAACCCCAACAACAGCAGCAGGUCCAGCAGAACCAGCACAUCCAGCACCAGUUCCAGCCCGCUCCGCAGGCGGUUCAGCAGCCAGCUGCGCAGCAGCAGCCCGUUGGCGCCCCGGCUGGCACCCAGCCUGCUACCGCGCAGGCCCAGCCCGCUCAGGAAAAGCCGGAUCCAGCGACUGCCCCACCGCCGCCCAAGAAGACGCGCACCAACACGCCUUGGACGCCAGCCGAGGAGCUCAAACUUAAGCAGAUGCGUGACGCCGGCCAGAGUUGGGCCGAGAUCGCCAAAAGCUUUCCUACGCGUACCGAAGGUAGCGUCAAGAAACACUGGUACAAGGACAUGCACUACGCCGAGUUCGCCGAGGACGAGCGCACUGCGCUGCUCAACGCCAUCAAGGAGUACGAGAACAACAAGUGGAAGGUCAUUGGCCAAAAGAUUGGCAAGCCCGCCAAGGCUUGCGAGCAAACUGUUCCCUCCUAA
Molecule: messenger RNA, 1359 nt
Organism: Thermochaetoides thermophila DSM 1495
Lineage: Eukaryota; Fungi; Ascomycota; Sordariomycetes; Sordariales; Chaetomiaceae
Product: SANT SWI3, ADA2, N-coR and TFIIIB'' DNA-binding domain-containing protein
Exons: 3
Coding region: 1-1359 (452 amino acids)
Source: RefSeq, a predicted model, not a curated record